UUUGCAGGAUAAUUGGUUUGGGCUUCAUAAACAGGGGAGGCCCUUCGAAUAAUGGCCAGUCACAGCACAAAGCCUGUGUUUUCUGCCAAUUAGGCAAACAGAAGAAAUAAAAUGAUGUAGCGUGCAAAGUCAGACCGGUGGGGAAAAUUUUAACUGGAUGGAAACUACCGAGGCCCAGCAACAGGUUUCAGGCUGGGCGACGCUGGUGCUUCAUGCGAUCCUCCAGCAGGCAUCCCUGGACGUUUCCUCCAUCCCUCCCGGUGCAGAUGUUAGAGAUGGAGGUACUAAGGCAGCAAUGUCAAGGAGGUCGCUGUAUGGACUGUACCCCUACAAGUCCAGCAUGAUUGGCCUUGAGAACCUUGGCGACCCUGCAGGUAACUGGGAUAUAGUGGAGACCAUCGGUAAAGGAACUUAUGGAAAAGUCUACAGAGUGACCAGCAAAAAGGAUGGGAGUCAGGCAGCAGUGAAAGUGCUGGACCCGGUCAAUGAUGUUGAUGAGGAGAUUGAGGCAGAAUACAACAUCUUGAGGUCCCUGUCCAACCACCCUAAUGUGGUGAAGUUUUAUGGCAUGUUUUACAAGUCAGACAAGUUAUCUGGCGGACAGCUCUGGCUAGUACUCGAGCUGUGCAAUGGCGGCUCUGUCACAGAACUCGUCAAGAGCCUGCUCAUGCGCGGCCAGCGUCUGCAGGAGCCCGUUAUCUCAUACAUCUUAUGCAGUGCUCUCUUGGGUCUCCAGCAUUUGCACAACAACCGGAUAAUUCAUCGUGAUGUCAAAGGCAACAACAUCCUCUUGACAACUGAUGGGGGAGUCAAACUGGUUGACUUUGGCGUUUCAGCUCAACUGACCAGUGCACGAUUGCGGAGGAACACAUCAGUCGGCACACCAUUUUGGAUGGCUCCUGAGGUCAUAGCCUGUGAACAGCAGUAUGACUACUCAUAUGACGCCCGCUGUGAUGUGUGGUCACUUGGCAUCACAGCCAUCGAGCUGGCAGAUGGAGAUCCUCCGCUGGCUGAGAUGCAUCCCGUUAAAGCUCUAUUCAAGAUCCCUCGAAAUCCCUCACCCACAUUACGAAGUCCAGAUCAGUGGUGCAGAAGUUUCAGCCAUUUCAUCAGUCAGUGUCUUAUAAAGGAUUUUGAGGCACGUCCGUCUGUGACCCAUCUGCUGGAGCAUCCCUUCAUCAAGCAGGCUCACGGCAAAGAUGUGGCACUCCGUCAGCAGUUAGCAGCUCUUAUUCGAGAGGAGCAGGAAGUAGGCUGCAAAACCAAAACCAAGCAUGAGCGGAUCAAUAGUCGUAAAACCCUCAUAAUAGAGAGCUGUCCUGAUGAUGAUCUGGUAAAUCUGGAGUUUCUAGAUGAGGAAACUAUUAUAAGCCAUCUCCACAAGAGGUAUGAUGAGCUGCAGGUGUACACCUACGUUGGUGACAUCCUCAUUGCUCUCAAUCCCUUCCAGAACCUGAGCAUCUACUCUCCACAGUUCUCUAAGCUGUACCACGGCGUGAAGAGAGCUGACAACCCUCCACACAUCUUUGCUACUGCAGAUGCCGCCUACCAAGGAAUGGUGACAUUCUGUAAAGACCAGUGUAUCAUCAUCAGUGGAGAGAGUGGGGCAGGAAAAACAGAAAGUGCUCAUUUGAUAGUUCAGCAUCUUACCUUCCUGGGAAAGGCAAACAAUCGGUCUCUCCGGGAGAAAAUCCUUCAGGUCAACCCUCUUGUUGAAGCCUUCGGAAAUGCUUGCACAGCUAUUAAUGACAACUCCAGCCGCUUCGGCAAGUACCUGGAGAUGAAAUUUACACCAACUGGAGCAGUCAUUGGGGCCAAGAUAUCAGAAUACCUUCUGGAGAAAUCAAGGGUCAUCAAACAGGCAAUUGGAGAGAAAAACUUCCACAUAUUUUAUUACAUGUAUGCCGGGCUUUACCACCAAGACAAACUGAAGACUUACAGGCUGCCAGACGGGACUCCUCCAAGGUAUAUUGACAGCCAGCAAUGCAAAGUGAUGCAAGAUAUUGUCUCAAGGAAACUGUAUAAGGAGCAAUUUGACGCAAUUCAGGAGUGCUUUCGAAACAUUGGCUUUACAGAAGAGGAGGUCAACUCUGUUUACAGAAUUCUUUCAGCCAUUUUGAACACAGGAAAUAUUGAAUUUACUGCCAUCACAUCCCAACAUCAGACUGAUAAGAGUGAAGUGCCUAACUCAGAGGCCCUAGAGAAUGCUGCAUCUCUCCUCAGCAUCGGCCCAGAGGAGCUCCAGGAGGCGCUGACCUCUCAGUGUGUGGUCACCAGAGGUGAAACCAUCAUCCGCACCAACACCGUGGACAAAGCUGUUGAUGUCCGAGAUGCCAUGUCCAAGGCCUUGUACGGACGCCUCUUCAGCUGGAUAGUCAACCGCAUCAACUCGCUGCUGCAACCUGAUGUCAGCAUCUGUGCUACAGAGAACUGCAUGAAUGUAGGAAUCCUGGACAUCUUUGGAUUUGAAAACUUCAAGAAAAACUCCUUUGAACAAUUGUGCAUCAACAUUGCAAAUGAGCAGAUCCAGUUUUAUUUCAACCAGCACAUAUUUGCCCUGGAACAGAUGGAAUACCAGAGUGAGGGAGUGGAUGCCAGCCUGGUGGAGUACAAAGACAACAGGCCCAUCCUGGACAUGUUCCUGCAGAAACCCAUGGGUCUGCUCUCCCUUCUGGAUGAAGAGAGCCGCUUCCCUCAGGCCACUGACCAGACCCUUGUGGAUAAAUUUGAAGACAAUUUACACUGCAAAUAUUUCUGGAUUCCUAAACGUGUGGAGCUUUGUUUUGGGAUUCAACAUUACGCCGGAAAGGUAAUGUACAAUGUGAAUGGAUUUCUGGAGAAGAACAGGGACACUCUUCCAGCAGACAUCGUUGUGGUACUGAGAACAUCAGAGAACAAACUUUUGCAGCAGCUGUUUUCCAGCCCUCUAACUAAAACAGGAAAUCUGGCAACAUCCAGGGCUCGGGUCACUGCUGCCUCCAGAUCACUGCCGCCACAGCUCGGCUUAGGACGCACCAAGGUGGACACCAUGGAGAUGAUGCGUCACCCUGGAGAAACCACCAACAUGAGGAGACAGACUGUGGCCUCCUAUUUCCGUUACUCCCUAAUGGACUUGCUGUCUAAAAUGGUGGUGGGCCAGCCACACUUUGUACGCUGUAUCAAACCCAAUGACGACAGGCAGGCAUUACGCUUCUCCAAGGAAAGGGUGAUGGUGCAGCUGCGCUACACAGGGAUUCUAGAGACAGUGAACAUCCGCCGACAAGGCUACUCCCACCGCAUCCUGUUUGAGGAUUUUGUAAACAGGUACUACUACCUUGCCUUUCGGGCUCAUCAGAUGCCCGAGACCAGCAGGGAGAACGCUGUUGCCAUACUGGAGCGUACGAAGCUUAAGGACUGGGUGCUGGGGCAGACAAAGGUUUUUCUGAAGUACUACCAUGUGGAGCAGCUGAACCUGCUGCUGCGAGAGGUGAUAGCUCGAGUUGUAGUGAUGCAAGCUUACACUAAAGGCUGGCUUUGUGCCCGGCAUUACCAAAAAGUGAAAGAGAAGAGAAACCGUGGGGCCUUGAUCAUUCAGUCAGCCUGGAGGGGCUAUGUUGCGCGGCAGAAUCUCAAGAAAAUAAAAAAGGAGCAGGAAGAAGCUGCAAUUCGCAUACAGUCAGCUUACAGGGGCCAUCGGGUGAGUCAGGACGAUGGACCCCAAAGACGCAGAUGUCACCCUGAAGCUGGAAGAAAGACCAUUAAGGAGGAGCAUGCGGGGUACAACCCACCUACAGAUGACAUGCAUGAGGGAAACGCAAGUUCCAGAAUAUCAGUUGGCCCUGACAGCCGAGACAGACAAGUGAAAGACAUCAAGAGAGACAAAGGCAGAACAGAAGACAGUGUAACGAAGCCUUGCAGGGAGACAGCUAGACUGCAAGACAUGCAGUGUAAACAAGGUCCAGUGAUGAAGCUGCAGCAGAGAACUCCUCGUCGCCGUGGCCAGCAGCCCAAGCUGCUCAACAGCCCUGAAGACAGCCUGUACUACAACCAGCUAAAUAGAACUCUGGAUUACCAGGGGAGCAAGAGGAAGCCGAGAAAACUUGGUCAAAUCAAAGUGCUGGAUGGAGAGGAUGAGUACUACAAAUUACUGUCAACUGUGGAGUCGAUCCCCGAGGAAGAGCAUGCUGCUGCCCCCCCUCCCACCCUUUCCAGUGGACCUCUCGUCAGUCAGAGCUGAGCCUCACAACCAUGUCAGCCGGUAAGACAGACGUGUAGACAGACACUCCAAAGAGUGUCCUCAGUGUUGGAAGUGCUUUGGUAUGUGGAGUAAGUAGCAGCAGUGCAGAAAAAGCGACAUGUGCAGGCAAUGCCAUCAUCUGUUCGUGAGGCUUUAGAGAAACAGUUUAUGCAUCAUCAUUCAUGUAGCAUACUGUCACUUUUUCCUACUAUUCAGGAUUUAUUGACCUAAUGCUUAAUAAUAGUGAGACAUAAAACAUAACUGAGGAAGAAUUGGUUUACAUUUCUCACUUUAGCAC
Molecule: messenger RNA, 4514 nt
Organism: Melanotaenia boesemani (Boeseman's rainbowfish)
Lineage: Eukaryota; Metazoa; Chordata; Actinopteri; Atheriniformes; Melanotaeniidae
Gene: myo3b
Product: myosin IIIB
Exons: 35
Coding region: 158-4216 (1352 amino acids)
Biological process (GO): protein phosphorylation
Cellular component (GO): myosin complex
Molecular function (GO): ATP binding; cytoskeletal motor activity; protein binding
Source: RefSeq, a predicted model, not a curated record